Molecule: messenger RNA, 522 nt
Organism: Priapulus caudatus
Lineage: Eukaryota; Metazoa; Priapulida; Priapulimorpha; Priapulimorphida; Priapulidae
Product: zinc metalloproteinase dpy-31-like
Exons: 5
Coding region: 4-522 (172 amino acids)
Molecular function (GO): metalloendopeptidase activity
Source: RefSeq, a predicted model, not a curated record
GAGAUGCCAAUCAACGCGCACAUUGACCGUGACCUGACGCGUCAGCGAAUAGGUCAACGUGACGGCCUAUCCUUCCACGACAUCAAGCUCGCUAACAUUGUCUACUGUGACGGUGUGUGCGCGGGAAUUAGUAACAACUGUGAGCGAGGAAUACAAAAGGCGAACGACUGCACUAGCUGUCUCUGCCCAGAGGACUUCACUGGGCAAUUUUGCGAGAACGUUCUGCCAUCUACAGGAACCUCGAAGUUCGGUGAGAUCAGAGAGCUCGCAUGUGGUGAUAGCGGAACCAUCACUGACACUGUUUCUCCUGACGGAACCACAUUCAAGACGUCCGUGCUGUUAAAGUCGCCUGCUAACAACGUCAUAACAGUCCGACUGACGAGUAUCAGCACAGCCUAUUACGUGGAUAGCGCCGGAAACCCGUUUCCGCAGGCGGGAUGUCCAGAUCACCUGGAGGUCCGAACGAACACGGAGAUUAUUGGUCGCAGGAAAGCAGACGACCGUGAGAGGAACUUGCAUUAG